AUGGUGCUGGUCCUCCUGGUGCAGUUGUGGGCCAUGCAAGGAGCCACAGGCCUGAGUAUACAGCAGGGGCCCAAAUCACUAUGGGUGAGACAGGGCAGUCAGGUGACCUUGGCCUGUCAGGUGGCCCAGACCCAGGCCUGGGAACGUCUCCGUGUUGGGUGGACCAAGGACGGUGAUGUCAUGUGCCAGCCAUACAUCACCAACAGCAGCCUCAGCCUGGGGGUCUGUGGGCCCCGGGGACAGCUGUCCUGGCUGGCACCUGGUGAUCUCACCCUGCGACUGGACCGUGUCAGCAUGAACGACAGCGGGGACUAUGUGUGCUGGGCAGCUACGGAGAUUCCUGAGUUGGAGGAGGCUGAGGGUAAUGGGACACAGCUCGUGGUGGAAGCAGGCCCCCUCCUAGUGGUGCUGGCGGCGGGGUUCGUGGCGGUGGCAGCGGUCGCGCUGGGCGCGGUCAUCUGGGGUCGCCGCCGCUGCGGGGAAAAGGACUCAGGAAAUCCAUUCUACAGCAACGUCCUAUACCGGCCCCGAGGGGCCCCAAAGAAGAGUGAGGCCUGGCCUGGAGAGAGAAAGGUGCUGGACACACCCAGGGAGAACCAGAGAGGCCAGAGCGUGUACUCUCUCUCUUUUCCCCAGCCUGCCACCCCCCACGGCGUCUGGCCCCCCAAACCUUGCCCCAGCCAGAGGCCCAGCCAAACCACCUCUACCAUUACGGUCUCUCCUGGCCCAGGCCCCUCUGGGCAGCCAAGGCCAGAGGGUUCCCUGUAGUGGGAGAGGAGUUGGAGACUCCAGGAGACACAAAGGGGAUCCCACCAGAGGCUACAAAAAGAUGUAACUGCGUAGAACUGGCCGGUUAGCUCACUUGGUUAGCACCAAGGUCCAGGGUUCCAUCCCUGUACCCACCAGCCACCAAAAAAAAAAGGAUGUAACUCCUUCCAAGGGGAGACCAGGAGUCCAACAGAGAUCCCCUCCUCAUUUCUAUGGCAAUAGAUCUCCCUUUCGACCCCAGAAUGCUCAAUAAA
Messenger RNA from Galeopterus variegatus (Sunda flying lemur), 1022 nucleotides. RefSeq names its product transmembrane and immunoglobulin domain containing 2 (gene TMIGD2). The record is from RefSeq and is a predicted model, not a curated record. Lineage: Eukaryota; Metazoa; Chordata; Mammalia; Dermoptera; Cynocephalidae. The transcript is spliced from 4 exons. Gene Ontology annotation, cellular component: B cell receptor complex; external side of plasma membrane. The coding region runs from base 1 to 768 and encodes 255 amino acids. Gene Ontology annotation, biological process: B cell receptor signaling pathway; B cell differentiation.